Molecule: messenger RNA, 1039 nt
Organism: Umbelopsis ramanniana AG
Lineage: Eukaryota; Fungi; Mucoromycota; Umbelopsidomycetes; Umbelopsidales; Umbelopsidaceae
Exons: 5
Coding region: 35-826 (263 amino acids)
Source: RefSeq, a predicted model, not a curated record
UCCAGGUUUAUUUCUUCUUUUCCUCUAAAGCAAAAUGUCUCGCCUUCAUCUCUUGCAAAAGGUUGCUAACGUUGUCGUCUACUUGUUCUUCUUGGGAGCUACUGUCUACUCUGUAGUUGGUCCUAAGCCUGACCCUAAGGUCAUUUUGGAACACGAGACAUACAUCACUCCCGCUUCCUGGGUGUUCUACGUGUGGUCUGUCAUCCAUUUGCUUUUGGGUGGUUUCGUUGUCUACCAAUGGUUUGAGCCUGCUCAUGAAGUCGCUGUCCAUGGCGUUGGCUGGCACUUUGUUAUUUCCAGUGUUUUGAACGCUGUUUGGCUCUCUUUGUGGCAAAAGGGUCACUUGGUCUUGGCGCUUAUUGCUAUCCUCUUCACAGCUUCUUCCGUUUCCUUCGUAUUUUACAACUUGGAGAAGAACUAUGCUGCCAACAACUGGUGGGACCGCAUCUUUGUUCAUGCUCCUUUCUCCUUGUGGCACGGUUUCGUUGUGUUCGUCGCUGUCUUGAACACCUUCGCUGCCUUCACCUCCACUCAAGAGGAUGGCCCUGAUACCCUUCACAUCACCUUGGUCAUCUUCGGCCUCGUGUUCUUGGCCAGUACCGCUAUUGGUUAUGUUGAAUACAAGGGAGCUAAAGGUGAUGUUACAGGUGCUCUUGUCAUUGCCAUCGGACUUUUCGGUGUCUUCGCUCAGCAACACAAUGCUAUCAUCCACUGGUCUGCUCUUGCUGCUGCCAUCGUCACUGUUCUCUACCCCGCUCGCCCCUACAUCUUCAAGUUGUUGGGCCGCACUUCCGAGUCCGGAGAGAACGCUCCUCUCCUCGGUUAAAGCUUGCCGUCAUUUCGUAUAGUUAGCUUUUUUUUCAAUUAUCUAUCAACCCUCAAGAAACACUAGGUUUCUAGCUUAACUUUGUACCCGUGUUUCGCUCAAAGAGCUUUCACUGAUCGUAAUAUUGGAUGUGGUUUAAAAACACGCACGUUUUUGGAAAAUGAGUCAGUGUGUGACUGUUGAAAAAAUUGUAAUACGAUUUUCCAUUUGGAA